AGAAAUAAAAACAAAAAAUAAAAUAUUUGGCGGGAAGAUCAUCUCUUUACUCACAACUUCACAAGCUCCGAAAGGGAAUCCUCAAAGCCGCUAAUUUCCAUUCCAAUCCAGAAGGGCAAACAACAAUCCCUAACCUUCAUCGGAACUCCUCUUGCCGGAAUGACCAGAGACGGCGUACAAUUUGACGCCGCGAAACGAUCCUAUCGGAAUGCUAAGGCCGAGGGGAACCGGCACGAGGAGGCUAAAUGGGCAAACGUAAUCGGCAAUAUCUUGAAGAACAGAGGAGAGUACGUGAAAGCCCUCAAGUGGUUUCGGAUUGAUUACGAUGUGUCGGUCAAGUACUUGCCUCAGAAGCAUAUGCUGGCAACGUGCCAGUCCCUUGGCGAGGUCUAUCUUAGGCUCGAGCACUUCAAAGAUGCUCUAAUUUAUCAGAAGAAACAUUUAGAGCUAGCCAAACAUGCUAAUGACCUCGUGGAACAGCAAAGAGCUAACACUCAACUAGGUCGUACUUACCAUGAACUAUUUUUGAAAUCUGAUGAUGACCAUUUUUCAGUUCGAAAUGCCAAAAAGUAUUUCAAGGCUGCCAUGGAACUUGCAAAGUUUCUCAAAGAUCAUCCACCAAGAAGUGGAUGUUCUUUCCUCAAGGAAUAUGUUGAUGCUCAUAAUAACUUGGGAAUGCUUGAAAUGGAUCUUGAUAACUUGGAAGAGGCCAAAAAGAUUUUAACAAAAGGACUAGAGAUUUGUGAGGAAGAAGAGGUGGAUGAAGAUGAUGAUGGUCGUAGCAGGCUUCACCACAACCUUGGAAGUGUUUACAUGGAGCUAAGACUGUGGGAUCAAGCCAAGAAGCAUGUCGAGAAGGACAUUAUAAUCUGUAAGAACAUUGGGCAUUGCCAAGGAGAGGCUAAAGGAUAUAUUAACCUGGGUGAAUUGCAUUACAGGGUUCAAAAGUAUGAUGAAGCAAUUCAUUGCUAUCGGAAGGCUCUUCAUUUAGCUAAAUCAAUGGAAGACGAGGAUGCUUUGGUAAGGCAAAUUGAUCAGAACAUCAAUACCGUGAAAGAAGCUAUACAAGUGAUGGUUGACCUAAGAAAAGAAGAACAGAAUCUUAAGAAGCUAAUGAGAGAAAUGGCCACUGCCAGAGGCACACCUCGUGAGCGCAAAUGUCUACUGCAGCAAAAUGCUUCUCUUGAUUGUUUAAUUGAAAAAUCAAGUACGAUUUUUGCAUGGAUUCAGCACCUUGAAUUUGCGAAAAGGAAGAAAAGAGUAGCAAGUGAGCUUUGUGACAAGGAGAAGCUGAGUGAUUCUUAUCUGGCUAUUGGUGAAUCAUAUCAAAAACUAAGAAUAUUCACAAAAUCCAUUAAAUGGUAUGUGAAGAGCUGGGAAGCAUACAAGUCUAUUGGUAAUUUAGAGGGACAAGCACUAGCAAAGAUUAAUAUUGGUGAUGUUUUCGACUGUGAUGGCAAGUGGACAGAAGCACUAGAUGCAUUUGAGGAGAGUUACAGGAUAUCUGUUGAGGCUAACCUUCCUUCGGUCCAGCUUUCAGCACUGGAGAAUAUGCAUUAUAGUCACAUGAUACGAUUUGAUAAUGUAGAAGAAGCUAGGCGGCUACAAUCUCAAAUUGACCAAUUGAAGGAGACGAGGAAAAGUGAUAAUGAAACAAAAUAUGUGGCAGAGGAUUGCUGCUCUGAAACAGAUACAGAAGCAAACGAAGCUCUGUCAGACAGUGCAUCUGAUGAUUGCUGCUUGUCAGACACUAGAAAAUCUUGUAACAGCAGAUUAAAUUCUUCAAAACAUUUAGCUGAUUUAGAAGAGCCAAAUAAUGCAGUUACUCUGACUUCACCCCUCAAGCGGCUUGAAAAAUCACCUAAAAUCAAAUCAGUUGACAUGAAUGAAUUCGAUGCAUCUCCUUCUGAAAUUUCACCUAAAAGUUUGUCUAAAUCGGCUGGUAGCCAACAAACCACCAUUGGUCGUAAACGUGUUCGUGUGAUACUUUCUGAUGAUGAAGGUGAGAACGAGACGAUGGAUUUCUCAAAAUCGAGGCCUCAUUUUUGGCAGGGAGAGGAUUCUGCAACUUCUGAUGACAAUAAGAAUAGACAACACUCAAGAAAUCCUGAUACUGAAAUUAAGGAGGGUUCAGCAAUUGCCGGCAAACAUGGAAGCAGGUCUUGCGAAGACAUUGAAGAAAGCACUGGUUCAUAUAAACACAAGAGUCGAAUUACUGCUACUCAAAAUGAUAAAGAUUUUGGAACCAGAAAUGCAGAUGAAAUAUUUCCUUCUGAUUCUGCUGCCAGUGGCUCCAAAUUUGAAGUUGACAUCUCUGAAAAUCUGUUGCAUAAAUAUAAUGUUUCCAAGUCAAAUUCUUUUGAACAUGGUCACUGUGUUACAUUCAAAAUUGAUAAUGAGCUGAUACCCGUAGGGGUUGCCUUAUUUGGAGAUAAGCGGAGCAUUGAAUCUACAAAGGAAGAACUAGCAUGCAUGUACUAUCUGCAACUUCCCUUUGAAAAGAGAUCUGAGGGUCUGUUGCCUGUGAUUCAACAUAUAAGUUGUGAUGGGAGAAUUCUGGAGUCACUAGAAUUUUUAAAAACGUCUGACCAUGAAAGAAAUCUUUUGGUUGAAGCUGUCAUCAAUGGAUGGGUUUCAAAACCUUUGAUAAAACUUUAUAUUGAGUACUGCAAAGAGUUAUCUGAGACACCUAACAUGAAGUUGCUGAAGAAACUGUACAAUCUGGAGGCUUCAGAUGACGAGAUUGCAGUGUCUGAUUGUGAUCUGCAAGACUUAUCUAUAAGCCCAUUGUUGAAUGCACUGAACAUCCAGAAAGCUUUUGCCAUCUUAGACCUUUCUCACAAUUUGUUAGGAAAUGGAACGAUGGAGAAAGUUCAGCAGGUCUUCAAGGAGUCGAGCCAAACACAUGACUUAACUUUAGAUUUACACUGCAAUCGAUUUGGUCCAACUGCUUUAUUCCAGAUUUGUGAAUGCCCUAUUCUGUUCACUCGAUUGGAAGUGCUUAAUAUAUCUGGAAAUCGUCUUACCGAUGCCUGCGGAUCGUACCUCUCAACCAUCUUAAAGAAUUGCAAAGGUCUUUGGAGUUUAAACAUUGAACGAUGUUCUAUCACAUCUAGAACAAUCCAGAAGGUUGCUAAUGCAUUAGAAGUUGGAGCUGGCCUCGAAAAGCUUUAUAUAGGAUACAACAACUCGAUCUCUGGGAAUGCCCUCAGUAGUUUAUUAGUUAAGCUCGCAUCACUGAAUAGGUUUACAACUCUUAGUUUAAGUGGUUUGAAGUUGAGCAAGCCAGUUAUUGAAGGCCUUUUCCAGCUUGUUAAAGUGUCGGGGUUGUCUGGAUUAAUGCUUUCUGGCACUGGUAUUGGAGAUGAUGCUGCAUUAGGGAUAACUGAGUCAUUUAACGGGAAUGAAGAGUUUGUGAAACUUGACUUAGCUUAUUGUGGACUGACAUCUAAUUGCCUUACUAAGUUUGGUGGUUGUACUUCUCUUAUUCAGCGCAUUCAUGAGCUGAACUUUGCUGGGAAUGCCAUCAUGCAAGAGGGUUGUAAUGCAGUAUCAUCCCUAAUAGCUAACCCCCAAUGUGGCGUUAAAGUUUUGGUUCUUAACAAGUGCCAGCUUGGCAUAGCUGGAGUUGUUCAAAUCAUUCAGGCCGUAGCAGCAGGUAACCACUGUCUUGAAGAGCUCAAUCUCGCCGAUAAUGUUGAUCUCGAUAAACAUGCCCCGCAAUUUAACAUAACAGAGAAAGAAAGUAAAGAAAUUAUACAACUGUGCCGUUACAUAUCUAAACCUCAUGGCCUAACAUGUCCAAUCAAGGAGUUGGACUCUGCUCAACAGAAUCUGGAGGAGGUAAAUACUGAAUCCAAUCAGCUUGAAGUUGCUGAUAGUGAAGAACCAAUUAGAGAAGGUGCCGCAGCAUCCGGGGUUGAUGAUAGUUGUGCAAGUUCAUGUCAAAGGAAAUCUGCAUCUCUUGAUUGUCAGUUUCUUUUAGAACUUUCAACUGCCAUUGGGAUGGCAAAGACAUUGCAAUUACUGGAUCUUAGCAAUAAUGGCUUUUCCCCCCAAGAGACUGAAACAUUGUUUGGUGCAUGGUCAACUUCAAGAACUGGUUCGGCACAAAGGCACAUUCAGGACAACAUAGUACAUCUACUUGUAGAGGGGACGAAGUGUUGUGUGCGACCCUGCUGCAAGAAGGAUUAAUGUAAUGCUGCUGAGAUCUAUUAUAUCAGAGGAUAGAAGAGGUCAGUGCUCUACUUUCGACACAAAUUAUUUGCUCGUGUAUACUGUUUAACAUGUGUAUUAUAGGUGAAAUCUGUAUAUAAUUACGGUUCAUAAGCACGAUAAAAUUUUAUUCAACUUUUCUUAUUUUCUAUCGUACUUUAAGUUUCUUAAUGUAAUACUACUUUCUUCAUU
Molecule: messenger RNA, 4407 nt
Organism: Momordica charantia (bitter melon)
Lineage: Eukaryota; Viridiplantae; Streptophyta; Magnoliopsida; Cucurbitales; Cucurbitaceae
Gene: TSK
Product: tetratricopeptide repeat (TPR)-containing protein
Biological process (GO): epigenetic regulation of gene expression; meristem structural organization; response to DNA damage checkpoint signaling
Cellular component (GO): nucleus
Molecular function (GO): protein binding
Source: RefSeq, a predicted model, not a curated record